This is a messenger RNA of Phacochoerus africanus (Common warthog), 3062 nucleotides long. RefSeq names its product EPS8 like 1 (gene EPS8L1). NCBI's taxonomy places the organism in Eukaryota, Metazoa, Chordata, Mammalia, Artiodactyla, Suidae. The coding region runs from base 151 to 2784 and encodes 877 amino acids. The transcript is spliced from 20 exons. Gene Ontology annotation, molecular function: actin binding. Gene Ontology annotation, cellular component: vesicle; ruffle membrane; plasma membrane. Gene Ontology annotation, biological process: positive regulation of ruffle assembly; regulation of Rho protein signal transduction; Rho protein signal transduction. The record is from RefSeq and is a predicted model, not a curated record.
GUAUGCGGGGCGGAGGCGGAGGCAGGGCCCUGGGAGGGAGCGGGAAGGAGGAGCCCAUGUCUGGAAAGGAGAGAGCAACUCAGAGCCUCCCGUCUGACAGAGACUGACCAGCAGGGCUCCAGGUGGCAGGAGCUCCCCAUCCUCGGCAGCAUGAGCACCACCGCCAGCCCAGCCGCUUCCCCCAAACGGAGCGCCAAGUCUAUCUAUGAGGAGAGGAAGCGAUACACCACUGAAGUUAUGUCGGAUGUUUCCCAGUAUGCAGUCAAUCACCUGGUGACCUUCUGCCUGGGUGAAGAGGAUGGCCUGCACACGGUGGAGGACGCCUCGCGGAAGCUGGCGCUCAUUGACAGCCAAGGCCGCGUCUGGGCCCAGGAGAUGCUGCUGUGCGUGUCUUCCAAACACAUCACGCUGCUCGACCCGGAUUCCAAGGAGGAGCUGGAGUCGUACCCGCUGAGCGCCGUCGUGCGUUGCGAUACGGUGACGCCGCCGGGCCAGAGCUGCUCGCUGCUGCUGCUCGUGUGCCAGGAGCCCGAGCGCACGCAGCCCGACGUGCACUUCUUCCAGGGCCUGCGUCUGGGGGCGGAGCUGAUCCGAGAGGACAUCCAGGGGGCUCUGCACCACUACCGAUCUGGCCGCGGGGAGCGCAGGGAGGCGGCGCUCAGGGCCACGCGAAAGGAGCUGCAGCGCCUCCCCUCUCCCGCCUCCGAGACCCUGCACCUGCAUCACUGCCCCGUGGUGCGUCGGGUUACGAUCAGCCAGGUGGAACCGUCCGCCGCCUGCGGGCGACCCCAGGCGGACCUCGUCCCAGAGGCGGAAGCGAUGCGGAGGGCCGGCCGGGCGGAGGCCUGCAGCACUACUGACCCGGCCUCCCCGGACCUGGGCCCCCGCGGCCCAGACCUGACGAGCCUGCAAGCGGAGCGGGACGUGGACAUCCUGAACCAUGUGUUCGACGACGUUGAGAGCUUCGUAUCGAGGCUGCAGAAGUCUGCGGAGGCGGCCCGAGUGCUGGAGCACCGGGAGCGCAGCCGCAGGACCCGGGGCCGGGAGGCCGGGGAGGGCCUCCUGUCGCUGCGGGCCAAGCCGCCCUCCGAGGCCGAGUACACUGACGUGCUUCAGAAAACCAAGUACGCCUUCAGCCUGCUGGCCCGGCUGCGCACCAACAUCGCCAACCCCUCCUCCGCAGAGCUGCUGCACUUCCUGUUCGGACCUCUGCAAAUGAUCGUGGACACUUCGGGCGGCCCCCGGCUGGCGAGCGGCGUGCGGCGGCCGCCUCUGACUUGUGAGGCGGUGACGCUGCUGCGCGACAACGUCACUGAAGGAGAACACCUGCUCUGGACCUCGCUGGGGAACUCCUGGACCCGCCCGGGGGUGGAGCUACCCCCGGAGGAGGGACCCCCAUACAGACCCGAGUUCUACAGCGGCUGGGAGCCCCCAGCCACUGACCCACAGGGCCGCGCCUGGGAGGACCCAGUAGAGAAACAGUUGCAACACGAGCGGCGGCGCCGGCAGCAAAGCGCCCCCCAGGUCGCUGUCAAUGGUCACCCAGACCGGGAACGAGAAGCUGAGCCAGAGCCCGCAGGGAAGUGGGUCCUGUGUAAUUACGACUUCCAGGCCCGCAACGGCAGCGAGCUGUCCGUCAGGCAGUGGGAUGUGCUGCAGGUCCUGGAUGACAAGCGCAAGUGGUGGAAGGUUCGAAACCAGCAGGGGCAGGAGGGAUACGUACCCUAUAACAUCCUGACGCCGCACCCAGGGCCGCAGCGGGGCCGCAGCCUGGAAAACAGCCCUCCCCCUCCCCCUCCCCGAACAGCGCCGGCCCCGGCUCAGGCUUUCCCGGCCCCACCACUGUCGGCCGCGGACCCCGCUUUCCCCCCACCGCCGCCACUCUCGGCCCCGGACCUGUCCUUCCCCCCACCACCGCUGUCGGCCUUGGCUCUGGAAUUUCCUCCACCACCACUGUCGGCCCUGCCUCCAGCGUCCCCUCCACCACCGGCGGCGGCAGCCCCUGAUCUGACUUUCCCUCCACCGCCAGACCCGGAUCUGGCUUUCUCUCCACCGCCAGACCCGGAUCUGGCUUUUCCUCCAUCGCCAGCCUCAGAUCCGGCUUUCCCUCCACUGCCAGCCUCAGAUCCGGCUUUCCCUCCACCGCCGCUGUCGGCGUUGGAUCCGGCUUUCCCUCCACCACCGGCGCCGACCCCGGCCCCGGCCUUCCCUUCACCUCCAGCGCCAGCCCCGGCCGGGGCGCCUCCUCCCCCUCCCCCUCCCCCACCAGCUCCCGCCCCGGGUCCGGCUUCGUGUCCCCGACCAGCACGGACCCAGGCUCGGUCCUCCAGGGACAGCUGCAAGAGCCUCAACAACUUGGACUCCAGCAAGAAGGAGAAAGUCCCCCCGAUGCUGAGUAUUAACGAGGAGCUGCUGGCACGCCUGGCCCAGGGCCGCAAGGGCCCCAGCCGAGCAGCCCCGGGGCCGCGCGCCACAGAGCCCCGCGCACAGGAGCCGCAGCUCAGCUCGCGCUCCAGCGCCUCGGAGGUCUGCGCCUGGCUGCAGGCCAAGGGCUUUAGCUCUGGGACCGUGGCCGCACUGGGCGCGCUGACAGGUGCGCAGCUAUUCUCGCUGCAGAAGGAGAAAUUUCGGGAGCUGAGCCCCGAGGAGGGGGCGCGCGUGUACAGUCAUGUCUUGGUGCAGCGGUCGCUGCUGGAGAACAAAGGGAAAGUGUCAGAGCUGGACGCGGUGAUGAAGAAGCAAAAGAAGAGAAUGGUAGACGAAGUGGAAACGGAAGUCAUUUGAUCCUUCUCCGCCCCUCUGCUAAAAGUUUCAAGGCAGCCCCCCUGGGAGAACGGACUCUGCAGACUGCCCCCACCAAUGGAAGUAGAUCCCUCCAGGGAUCGCGGACCUGUUCCGGCUGUGGUCUUACCCGUCCAGGUGGAAAAAGUGGCCCGUCCUUGUGUCCUUGCUGGAGUGUCCUGGACGAGUGCUCUGGGAAUGGCCGAGAACAGGCACAGACAAUUCAGGAGAAGCUCUGUGCAUUGUGAUACACUGCCCGGUCUAUAAACAGCCUCCUCUUA